AUGUUGGGACUACCUACCUCGGUUGACAACGGCAAGGCUCUGAUGGAUGCCUACAGAAACACCAAGCACACUGUUUUCUUUUUGUUCUUUCCUGCCAGCGACUCGGGCAGUUUCCAUGACUGUGCUAAUUCAGCAUCGGAUGGCUCUGCACAUCACUCUUGCCGUUCCGAGAUACCAAGCACGUGCGAAACUCUUUCGACCACCUUGAGCCAGUCAUAUUCGGCAAAGAUGAUCAAGAGAUGGACUACUACUGUGGACCGGGAGCUCCUGCGUCACGCCGCUGUUGAACACUACAUGGGACACUGA
Molecule: messenger RNA, 306 nt
Organism: Pyricularia grisea
Lineage: Eukaryota; Fungi; Ascomycota; Sordariomycetes; Magnaporthales; Pyriculariaceae
Exons: 2
Coding region: 1-306 (101 amino acids)
Source: RefSeq, a predicted model, not a curated record